Cutaneotrichosporon cavernicola is the source of this 741-nucleotide messenger RNA. RefSeq lists its product as uncharacterized. NCBI's taxonomy places the organism in Eukaryota, Fungi, Basidiomycota, Tremellomycetes, Trichosporonales, Trichosporonaceae. Gene Ontology annotation, biological process: pyridoxine biosynthetic process. The transcript is spliced from 2 exons. Gene Ontology annotation, molecular function: FMN binding; pyridoxamine phosphate oxidase activity. The coding region runs from base 1 to 741 and encodes 246 amino acids. The record is from RefSeq and is a predicted model, not a curated record.
AUGCCCCACCAAACAAUCCUCAGCCCCGUGGCCAGGUCGGCCGCUGCCGCCUCCGCCGCUGCCGAGGCGACCGCGACGAUUGCUACUCCAACAGGAUUCCGUCUCACCGCCCACAACCAAUACAACGCUACCCGCCUUGACGCCGCCCACCUCCCGCGCGACCCCUUCCCCCUCUUCCGCCUAUGGCUCCACGAAGCUCUCCGCCCCACCCACGGCCAGACCGCCGUCCGUGAACCUGAAGCCAUGACCCUCUCCACCGUCUCCUCGUCUGGCAUCCCCUCUUCCCGAGUUGUCCUCCUCAAAGAAAUCGACGACCACGGAUUCCUCUUCUUCACAAACUACGAAUCACGCAAAGCUUCCGAACUCGAGACGGGCCACGCUGCCCUCUCAUUCUACUGGAGAGAAGUCUCGCGCCAGAUCCGCGUCGUUGGCAUUGUCGAAAAAGUCUCACCGGAAGAAAGCCAGGCUUACUUUGCAACUCGGCCGCGCGGGUCACAGAUCGGCGCUUGGGCUUCCCCACAGAGUCGUAAGGUUGGCGAGGGGGAGAUGGAGCGUCGCGUGAAGGAGGUAGGAGACAAGUUUGCCGACGAGGUGCCGUGUCCACCCCACUGGGGCGGGUACCGCGUUGUCCCUGUCGAAAUCGAGUUUUGGGCUGGCCGACCCAGCCGCAUCCACGACCGCUUCGUAUACACCCGCCCAGACGCCAGCUCGCCAUGGACCGUCGAGCGGCGGGCCCCCUAA